Molecule: messenger RNA, 482 nt
Organism: Drosophila sechellia
Lineage: Eukaryota; Metazoa; Arthropoda; Insecta; Diptera; Drosophilidae
Exons: 1
Coding region: 21-311 (96 amino acids)
Source: RefSeq, a predicted model, not a curated record
UAAAUCAGUUGAGAAACACGAUGAGUAAAUCCAAAUCUGAGAUGUUUAGCUCCUCGGACAAUAGUAGCAAGGAGAAAGUCGCUCAGGUAGCUGACCUAAGGCUUUGCGGAAAGCCAAGCUAUGUCGUGUGCCGAGGCAAGAAGUCCCCAGACAUUGCGGAAGUCGAUAGUACGACCGACCUCGGACAGCCGAACGACGUUGCUCUCCGGCAAGAUGUUCAAGACAUUAUGAAGCACCAACAGAAUAUAAUCAAACUGGUGGACGGCGUGUACAGUGACAUCGCUGGUUCGAAGGAUACGAGGAUUGGCUAAGAGAACUAGGUAGCCACCAAGUGGUGUGGGCUUUAUCAAAAAUUCCCAGUUAAGCUUAAAUUGAUCAGAGGGACUCUCGCAAUCCAAGCUUCAUUCAUCCAUUCCAGCCAAUGCAUUUGUGUACCCGCAUUUGUUGUUUUACUGCGAUUCAAUUGGCAUUAUCAUUUUGUU